AUGGACGAUGAGAUGGAGUCGACCUUUCGCAACGCCAAUAUGGAUUUCCUCGACCCGACAACCCUUGACAUGCCCUCAGGAUCCGCUGGAGGAGACUUCGAUGACUUGUUCGCCCACGUUACACACAACCGCUCGAAUGCCGCUUCGGAGUCAUCGAAGGCUUAUCAAGACCAACACCCCCUGAGGCAACCACCAGUGAUGGCAGCAGAUUCACCAGCAGAGUCGCCAGACAAUUCAAGCCGUAGUUCAUCCUCGGAAUCCCCGCGCAAUCACAUCCGCCAUGCCUCGGUCGCCUCAACAAAUUCCGCCGCUCAUAGUGAGAAUCCGUUGACAUCCGCUGGUUUCCCAACAGAGGAUUGGAUGCGCCCUGAGUUGUCAUCCGUGAAGGAAGAAUCACCGUUUACCAUUGAUCCUUCUUAUGCCAUGGAUGGGUUCUCCAUGGAUCCCGACUUGGAAUCGAGCAACAAGGCCAUGGAUGCCGCCUUUGAUUUUGAGAGCGCUGCGAGCAGUCCCAGCCCGCUGAAGAUCGAGAACCUACCACAACACAAUCCCCCGACCGGCUCAACAUCACAAUUCUGGAGCCCUUCGGCAAUUCCUGCACCACCGCCGCCAUCGAACGAGGCUCCGGCCGCAGCCAGAUCAUCGGCCCCGGCCCCCGGAUCGCCCUUUUUUCCAUUUGGGCUCAAAGAACAGUCUCCAUUCUCAGGAACAUUUCGCAAUGACUCGGAGAGACUGGCUGCUCCGCAAUGGGGCACCCAGUCCCCAUCCUCACUAUUGGAAGAAAGCUUUGGAGGCAUUAACAUGAAUGGACAGUCUCCACUAAAUCAGUCAAUGUCGCCUAGCAUGAACUUUGGCUCCCCUGCUGCAUACCCAUUCCCCGUCAAUUUUGCGUCGUCGCCCGCUCAGCCGGCGGAUAACAACUCGAUACAACCCGUUCUCACAGUGCAUCCGACCUCCCUCAAAUCCCGUGUUGAAACCCAGAUUCCGAUCCGAUUAACGCUCUCCCCGCUGCCGGCCAGUGUGAAGAAGCUGCGCCUCCCGUCUCAUACCAUUUCCAAACUCAAAUUUCUCGCCUCUGCUACCACUGAACCUUCACCCGACACUCUGCAGCUCUAUACAAGUCUAGUUUGUACCAGUGCAAUGCAAGACCGUGAGAAGUUAAAAAGAGCCUUUGCACGCACAAGAGGCGAAAGGUAUCAGAACGGGAACGGUUCGAAAGAAGAUCAGCCAUUGGAAGGCGGAGAUGUGGUGAUUUGCGGCGGGUGUAUACAGCGAGAACGAAAACGCGCUUCUCGAAAGAAGCAACGCAAGCCCGAAGAGGACGAGCUAUUUCAAAAGGACGAGGAAAAAAGGGUCAUCGUUUUCAACACGAGCGAGAUCAAGGAAUGGACCGAGCCGCCCAAGAACACUACCGGUUAUGAUAUGCAGAGUCCCCCAGGCUCAAUGCAAGUAGAGCUUCCGAUGCGAAUUGCUUGUUACUGUCGGCAUCAAAAUGAGAAGCUUGGGUUCCAGGUUAUCUUCACUAUAAAGGAUCAUCUGAACAACGUCGUCGCUCAGGCAAUCACCAAUUCAAUCAUGAUCACCGAUGACCACAAGACCCAGACUCCUGCCGCUCCACCACCAACGGGCCCUUCGCCUUCAUUACCAGAUGGAACUCAGCUACCUGGCGUUAGUGUGUUCUCGUCUGGGUCUAAUCCGGAUAUUAAAGGCAAUGGUGCGUUUGCAUCACCUCAGUCGCCUACCGAUCUCCAGGGACUUCAGCAAAGGUUCAACUCGCAGUAUCAGCUUACACCAAGCUCGUUUGCUGGUCAAGGCUCGGCUAAUAGCGCCCCUGCAACUUCAAAUACAUCCCGAAGCCUGUCUCGGCAGGCAUCGCCAACUGAUUUCCCUGGCCCACAGACCAAGCGACGGAAGCACAGCAGUUCUGGAAGACUCCCGUCCGAAUUGACCAUGACGAGAAUGGAGACACCGCAAUCAUCAUCUGCAAUGAGUGGCGCUCAACUUGCUGCCGCUCGUGGAUAUGCCUCCCCAACAGAGAGGCCGUUUGUGACACCGUCAUCUAUGAACGGACAGUACGGAAAUGGACCACCGACUCCCAGCCAAAGUAAUGACAAUAAUCCCUUCUUCAAUCCCACACCAGCUCAACGUCAGAGCUUGGAUAGCUUGGCCCAUCAACCUUUGGCGUCGGCGCCCAACUCUGCUCAGCCUAGUCGUCCAGGAACACCUGGUGGUUCUGGUCGCAACGGCUUCCAAGAUCCAAAUCUCGCACUUGGUCUUGGUGCCAACCCUGCGAGCCAAAUAUGGCCACCUCUUAAUGCCACACCCAACCGUCUUCCGUCAGUGAUACACAAGCUUGUUCCGGCGGAAGGAUCAAUUAUUGGAGGUACAGAGGUCACAUUAUUAGGUAGCGGUUUCUACCCUGGUAUGGAGGUUGUAUUCGGUGAUACACUUGCGACGACCACGACAUUCUGGGGAGACAAGUGUCUCAACUGUCUGACUCCGCCCGCUCUCCAGCCUGGUCUGGUUUCGGUUAUGUUCAAACAUGAACAUCCGACUUUUGGUCAAGUGCAGCAACCCCAGCCACUCAUGCCGAAGCAACAACUCUUCUUCCGAUACGUGGAUGAUCGUGAGCUUCAGAUGUACCGCCUGGCUCUAAACAUUCUUGGCCAGAAAUUGGGCAGUCAGGCAGACGCAUUCCAAACCGCUCAGCAAAUCAUGGGCAGCGAUCCCAAUGCCUUUUUGAAUAUGCAGAAAGACAUGCAGGGCGGUUCUUCUGGUGGCCAUCAACGACAGGUACCAGGGAUGGAAGCUCAGGGUAAGCUCAGCGAUCUUGACUCCAAGAUGCUGACUUACCUGGAAUUUAUCGAUCUUGAUGACAGCCCGCGGCCGCCUCGCUUCAAUUCUCGCAGCACAACCGGGCAGUCCCUCCUGCACUUUGCGGCCUCGUUGGGAUUGACUAGGUUCGUUGCGGGACUGUUGGCUCGUGGUGCCAAUCCGGAUGUGCAGGACAACACUGGCAACUCGCCAAUGCAUCUGGCUGCACUCCACAGCCAUGCUCACAUCGUUCAUCGACUUCGUCUGGCUGGUGCCAACGCUAAUGCCCGGAGUGUACGAGGCUUCACUCCUGCCGACCUUGCCACAUCGCUCCCUACACACCAGGCCGCAUUGUUGCCUUCUCGUAACUACCGUUCCCGCAGCGUCGGCUCUCUCACUUCACGCCGCAGGCAUAGCAGUUCUGCUUCGCUCAACUCUCUUUGGGAGGCGUCGUCUGCUUCCGGAUCACUUGGUCAUGCCGUUGAUGAUUCAGAAGAGCUGGACGACAGCGAAGAGUUGGACAGCGAAGAUUCUGACGACAUGCCUCUGCAGUUCAAUAUUUCUCGGCGAUCCAGUAUGCACCAAGAUGUCAUUCCCUCGAUUGUGGAUGGUGGCAACCAAGGCGUGGCCCAUGCUGGUGUAGGUUUUACUCCGCCCGCGGCAGUCGUCGCAUGGCGGAAUCAGCUGGCUGCACAGAUCAAUCAUUUCCAGCAGAGUAUGGCUAAUGCUUUCCCCAAUAUGCCUGCUUUGCCUCCAAUGCCUGCUCUACCCCCAAUGCCCGCUCUCCCAGACUAUCAGGCCAACCAGAUGAUGCGUCGCAUCACUAAUCUUGUGCCUCAUCGCCCAGUCGCUGAUGGAUGGUGGGACUACUUGAAGGGCAACACUGCCCAAACUCAUACUGAGCCGCCUUCCUACGAUGAAUUGUAUCCGCACCAGCAGGCUCGCGAAGAUGAGGCUGAGAUGAAGAAAACAUCUCUUCUGCGGGCGGCGACUGAGGCUGCAUUAGAUCAACACUUUGAGGUUCAGAGCACUGUGAUUGCCUCUACAUCUGCUGCGGCGGCAGCUGCAGCUUCCACUGCCCCUGAACGCCCACGAUCUGCGGAUGAACUCAAGGAUAUCACCAUUGGGAAGAAUGUCAUUUCGCGGGAGCAGCAGAAGCAUCUCCGAGAACAUCAGGCUCGUCGCAUGAAGGGGUUGGGUAGCGACCGUAACCUCUAUUUCAUUUGGAUUCCCCUUCUUCUUCUAGUUAUUUGCGCGUGGGUACGGAGCUAUGUACCUGGAAUUUGGCAAGGCGUCACGGACAGCUUUGAUUUUUUGAAGACUCGCUAUGCACAGCGGGCUGUGGAAAUAGGUAUUUAG
Penicillium odoratum is the source of this 4173-nucleotide messenger RNA. RefSeq names its product putative membrane-tethered transcription factor (SPT23). Gene Ontology annotation, molecular function: protein binding. Bases 1 to 4173 code for a protein of 1390 amino acids. Lineage: Eukaryota; Fungi; Ascomycota; Eurotiomycetes; Eurotiales; Aspergillaceae. The record is from RefSeq and is a predicted model, not a curated record. The transcript is spliced from 3 exons.